GAGAGUCGGAAGCGCGGCGCGGCGGGGCGAGGCAGUAGCAGCGGGCCAUGCAGGACACGGAGAACGUGGCGGCGCCCGAGGCGGCCGAGCAGCGGGCCGAGCCCGGGCAGCAACAGGAGCAGCAGCCGGCCGCCGAGCCGCCGCCGGGGGAGGAGCCGCCGCGACCUGGGGGACCUGGCGCGCAGGAGGCGGCGAGCGGCGAGGACGCGGCUGCGGAGGUCGAGGCCGGGCCGGGGCCUGACGUGCCUGCCGAGCCCGCGGCCGGCGGGGAGGAAGCGGCCGGCGCCGCCCCCGGGUCGUCCCCGCCGCCGCCCGAGGAGUCCCUCGCUCCCGUCCCGGCCGCGGGCGAGGCCCCGGGGGAGCAGGCCCGGGACGCGGCGGCCGAGGCUCGGUCCGAGGGGGCGGGCGAGCAGCCCGGCGGCGCGGCGGAGGACGGCGGCGCGGACGAGCCUUCCUUCAGCGACCCCGAGGACUUCGUGGACGACGUGAGCGAGGAAGAAUUACUGGGAGAUAUCCUCAAAGAUCGGCCCCAGGAAGCAGACGGCAUCGAUUCGGUGAUCGUGGUCGACAAUGUUCCUCAGGUGGGACCUGACCGUCUGGAGAAACUCAAAAAUGUCAUCCAUAAGAUCUUUUCCAAGUUUGGGAAAAUCACGAAUGAUUUUUAUCCAGAGGAGGAUGGAAAGACAAAAGGGUAUAUUUUCCUGGAGUACGCGUCCCCUGCCCACGCCGUGGAUGCCGUGAAGAACGCCGACGGCUACAAGCUCGACAAGCAGCACACGUUCAGAGUCAACCUCUUCACCGACUUUGACAAGUACAUGACAAUCAGUGAUGAAUGGGACAUUCCAGAGAAACAACCUUUCAAAGACUUGGGGAAUUUACGUUACUGGCUUGAAGAGGCAGAGUGCAGGGACCAGUAUAGUGUGAUUUUUGAGAGUGGAGACCGUACAUCCAUAUUCUGGAACGACGUGAAGGAUCCCGUCUCUAUCGAAGAGCGGGCGAGAUGGACAGAGACAUACGUGCGCUGGUCUCCGAAGGGCACCUACCUGGCGACCUUCCAUCAGCGAGGCAUUGCUCUCUGGGGGGGAGAGAAGUUCAAACAGAUUCAGAGGUUCAGCCACCAGGGGGUUCAGCUGAUCGAUUUCUCCCCGUGUGAAAGGUACCUGGUGACCUUCAGCCCCCUGAUGGACACUCAGGACGACCCUCAGGCCAUCAUCAUCUGGGACAUCCUAACUGGCCAGAAGAAGAGAGGCUUUCACUGUGAAAGCUCAGCCCACUGGCCCAUUUUUAAGUGGAGUCAUGACGGUAAAUUCUUUGCCAGAAUGACGCUCGACACUCUCAGCAUCUAUGAAACCCCUUCCAUGGGUCUCUUGGACAAGAAGAGCCUGAAGAUCUCCGGCAUCAAAGACUUCUCUUGGUCUCCCGGUGGUAACAUAAUCGCCUUCUGGGUGCCUGAAGACAAAGACAUCCCCGCCAGGGUAACCCUGAUGCAGCUUCCUACCAGGCAGGAGAUCAGAGUUAGGAAUCUGUUCAAUGUUGUGGAUUGCAAGCUACACUGGCAGAAGAACGGGGAUUACCUGUGUGUUAAAGUCGAUAGGACUCCCAAAGGCACGCAGGGUGUUGUCACAAAUUUCGAAAUUUUCCGAAUGAGGGAAAAACAGGUACCUGUUGAUGUGGUCGAAAUGAAAGAAACCAUCAUCGCCUUUGCCUGGGAGCCCAAUGGGAGUAAGUUCGCUGUGCUGCACGGGGAGGCUCCUCGCAUAUCAGUUUCCUUCUACCACGUGAAGAGCAACGGGAAGAUCGAGCUCAUCAAAAUGUUUGAUAAACAGCAGGCGAAUACCAUCUUUUGGAGUCCCCAAGGACAGUUUGUGGUGCUGGCAGGUCUGAGGAGUAUGAAUGGUGCCUUGGCGUUUGUUGACACUUCCGACUGCACGGUCAUGAACAUUGCAGAACACUACAUGGCCUCCGACGUGGAGUGGGAUCCUACCGGGCGUUACGUCGUCACCUCCGUGUCCUGGUGGAGCCAUAAGGUGGACAAUGCUUACUGGCUGUGGACCUUCCAAGGCCGCCUUUUGCAGAAGAACAACAAGGAUCGCUUCUGCCAGCUGCUGUGGAGACCCCGGCCCCCAACACUGCUGAGCCAGGAGCAGAUAAAGCAAAUUAAAAAGGAUCUGAAGAAAUACUCCAAGAUCUUUGAACAGAAGGAUCGUCUGAGUCAGUCCAAAGCCUCCAAGGAAUUAGUAGAGAGAAGACGAACCAUGAUGGAGGAUUUCCGGAAAUACCGGAAAAUGGCCCAAGAGCUCUAUAUGGAGCAGAAAAACGAACGUCUCGAAUUGCGAGGAGGUGUGGACACUGAUGAGCUGGACAGCAACGUGGAUGACUGGGAGGAGGAGACCAUCGAGUUCUUUGUCACAGAAGAAAUCAUUCCUCUUGGAAAUCAGGAGUGAGCCGAGAGCACUGUGUCACGUGUCCCGUGCUGGACCCAGGCUCAUCCUCUUGCGGAACCUGCACAACCCCUGGGACCCCCCGUGCUUUCUCCUGCUCUGGCUGUGCCCACACCUGGGUUCUUCCAUCCACACAUUGUUGUGCCUUGUAACCCCCGGGAGCCACGCUGGGGGCGUUGGAAGGCGCUGCUUCACGUUUUCUUGUUUGGGUUUUUUAAAGUCACACCACCAGUGUCUGCUCUUGGACUCGGGCACGUGCUCCGGCAGGCGCUCUCCUCCGGCCGCGGUGGUGCUUCCGAGGUGCAGCGUCCACAGCUGAGCAGUCCUCUCGAGGUCCCUUCCUGUCCCAUGCGCGUGGGCCAGUGUUGGUGUCCUGGCCGCCGACGGGGGAGCAGUGCGGCGCUGUGCCCGGUGUGGUCGGAGGGCAGUGCAGCGUGGACUCCCCGCCGCCCGGGGUGUGGCAGGUUCUCUCACCAGGCUGAACAUGGAAAUAAAAGCAAACCUGUGUGAAAAA
Equus quagga is the source of this 2955-nucleotide messenger RNA. It is a transcript of the gene EIF3B, whose product is annotated as eukaryotic translation initiation factor 3 subunit B. NCBI's taxonomy places the organism in Eukaryota, Metazoa, Chordata, Mammalia, Perissodactyla, Equidae. Bases 48 to 2444 code for a protein of 798 amino acids. Gene Ontology annotation, molecular function: RNA binding; translation initiation factor binding; translation initiation factor activity. The record is from RefSeq and is a predicted model, not a curated record. Gene Ontology annotation, cellular component: eukaryotic translation initiation factor 3 complex. Gene Ontology annotation, biological process: translational initiation. The transcript has 19 exons.